Arvicola amphibius (Eurasian water vole) is the source of this 405-nucleotide messenger RNA. Its product is annotated as optic atrophy 3 protein-like. Gene Ontology annotation, cellular component: mitochondrion. Gene Ontology annotation, biological process: regulation of lipid metabolic process. NCBI's taxonomy places the organism in Eukaryota, Metazoa, Chordata, Mammalia, Rodentia, Cricetidae. The transcript has a single exon. The coding region runs from base 10 to 405 and encodes 131 amino acids. The record is from RefSeq and is a predicted model, not a curated record.
UGGGCAGAGAUGCGGACCAAGAUGCGCAUCAUGGGCUUCCAUGCUGAGGCCAUCAAGCCGCUGAACGAGGUGGCAGCAGCCGAGCUGGGCGCGAACCUAUUGGGCGAGGCCAUCAUCUUCGCUUGCGCGGGCAGCUGCCUACUGCUGGAGUUCUGGCGCCAGCAGUCACUGAAGCACCGCAAGGAAGUGGAGCGCGAGGCCUCGCUGCGGUCCCUGAGGGCAGACGUGGACCGCCUGGAGCAGGCGCUGGAUGAGCUGCAAGUGCAGGUACAGGCGGCAGUGACGAGGAGCACGCUGGAGGAGCUGCGGGCGGAGCUGCGGGCGGAGCUGCAGGAAUUCAGAACCCAGAUCUGCGAGGAGGAGCACCAGGAACCUGAGCCCCAGCCCUCUGAGGGCCCAGAGUAG